UUCGACACAUAAAACAAUGGAACAUUUGAGCACAUUUAUAAAUCACAAGGAAAAGACGGAAGUUUAAAGAGGUUUUUCAAGUUCGUUUGUUUUGUUUAAACUCAUCAAUUAGACCUAUUUGAUUGCCAGCCUGUUCCUGUGCUUGGUGAGUAAACUGCCACUACCAAACUUACGUGUCUUCGUGCUUUUUUUACAACUCAUUCACCCUUUCCACGAGAGUCUGUCAACGGAUGGACAUCACAUUCUCGAGGAUGUUCUUUCUCUUUGUUUAUUUAUCCUUGCUUGCUUUUGGAAAUGGAAUUUCAGUUGAAGAGAUAUUAGAAAAAAAAAUUAGGAAAUUGAAUCAGCUUACUACCAGCCAAUCAUAUAUCAGUCUUGAUACUGAUCAAUUUAAUCUUCUACUAAAAUCACAGCCUAGGAAUUACUCAGUUAUACUACUUCUGACUGCCUUAAGUUCUAGUAGAAACUGUGCGCCCUGCAGACAAGCAUUUGAAGAGUUUCAAGUUGUAUCGAACUCUUGGAAGUAUUCCAAGCAACGUGAUGAUCGGUUGUUCUUCGCGAUUGCAGACUUUGACAAGGCACCUGGUGUCUUUGAGUUUCUACAUCAAGAAACUGCUCCUGCGAUUGUGUUUGUAUCACCUAAAGGAAAUAUAAAGCAAUCGGACUACAUGGAUAUUACGGUUAAUGGAUUUUCUGCUGAGGCGAUCAUGCGAUGGAUAACUGGAAUUACCCAAAUCCAGAUUCGUUUAUUCCGACCUCCAAAUUAUACUGGAACCAUGAUACUUGCCCUUUUUAUGUCUCUUGGGGCUGCGGUUUUGUACUUUCGUCGAAUCAACUUGGACUGUCUAUAUAAUCGUUCAUUAUGGAGUGCGAUAUCGUUGGGUGUUAUUUUCUGUUCUAUUUCUGGGCAAGUGUACAAUCAUAUUCGUGGACCCCCGCUUUUUCAUGCGCCACCUCCUAACGGAGAAAUUAAGGCCUUUAUAUACGAUGGUUCUGACUAUCAAUUUGUUGCAGAGACUUUUAUUGUGAUGAUUUUAUAUAUUGGUUGCUCAGGGGGAAUUCUUCUGAUGACCGAAGUUAGUUCAACUACUGAUCCAACAAAGCGAAAAGUUUACACAGUAUCAGGAAUAGCCCUGUUUAUCAUAUCUAUCCACUUUAUACUGUCAGUCUUUCGAAGGAAAUAUCACGGCUAUCCAUAUGGAUUAUUUUUCAGAUAAAUAUUACCGACAACAUGGACGUGUGAUAACUAUGCUUAUUUGUUUCAUUUUUUUAAAUGAUUUUAACGAAGAACCUUUUUUGUAUUGUAUGUUAUGCAUAGUCAUAUAUCAUUUGGAAUAAAAGUGUUAUUAUUUUGCGUGUGCAGG
Molecule: messenger RNA, 1364 nt
Organism: Schistosoma curassoni
Lineage: Eukaryota; Metazoa; Platyhelminthes; Trematoda; Strigeidida; Schistosomatidae
Source: the annotation of a GenBank genome assembly